UAUCUUUUGACAAAUUUUGCGCUUGUGAACAUGCAGUCACACAAAGAGCUCAAAACUAACUGACCUUCAAAAAUCUUCAACAGAGGAAUGCGUUGCGUCCUCUCUAGAGAAAGAAAAAAUGGUCAAGGGUUGGUUUUUUUCUCGCAUUCCUUUCGAUGACACAUAGACUGUGGAAUUUUGUUAUUUUUUUGAAUACCUACAAAGGACUGGCUUGAAACAGAAGAUACAAUAAUUUAACUUUACCGAAUGUCGCCAUAAUUCAUUGGUUUAAAUAGAUUUUAAACAAAUGCCUCACUUGAACAUACGUUACAAAAUAAAAAAAUGAACUCUCUAUUUUAAUUAUCAACUAGAAAUCGUUUCUAAUGGACGAGGUGCAGCCGUUCACAUUCGUACGAUUAAAAAUAGUCCGAUUAUUCACAACCGCAAAGUCGUACGACUACGCAUCCAAUGGAUGGCCAGCCUUAUUUUGUGAAUCCAUAAUUCGACGUCAAUAACUGUCAGAUCUUACAUCAUCUCAAUAUUAUGUCAAACGGUCGCCAUAUUUGUGUUUGCGGUAGAGAACAUGGAAAGGGGCCGGUUGUAAUUUCAAUAACAACGUGCAAACACAAAGAUUCAAAAAACGGUGGAGAGUCCGUUCACGUAUCAUUCCCACCAAAAGCAACUGACACAAAAUCUACAACAUUAAGGACAACUGCAGAUGACAGACGAAAUUCUUCGGUGCGAUUGGGUGCAAUCAAAAUGUCUUCAACAGAAGGUGAAGGAGAACGUCCAGAGGAGGAUAAAGAAACAGCACCAACAGCAACUGACACAAAAUCUACAUCAAAGACAACUAUAGAUGGCAGACGAAAGUCUUCGGUUCCAUCUGGUGCAAUCGAAAUGUCUUCAACAGAAGGUCAAGGAGAACGUCCAGAGGAAGAUAAAGAAACAGAACCAAAAGCAACUGACGCAAAAUCUACAUCAAAGACAACUGUAGAUGAUAGACGAAAGUCUUCGGUUCCAUCGGGUGCAAUCGAAAUGUCUUCAACAGAAGGUGAAGGUGAACAUCCAGAGGAGGAUGAAGAAACAGAACCAAAAGCAACUGACACAAAAUCUGCAUCAAAGACAACUGUAGAUGACAGAAGAAAGUCUUCUGUUCCAUCGGGUGCAAUCGAAAUGUCUUCAACAGAAGAUGAAGGAGAACGUCCAGAGGAGGAUGAAGAAACAGAUUCGUUUUUAAAAGAUGGAGGAGAAUUAGAUAAAGAAUAUGGAGAUCCAGUAGCGACAAGUACACCUGAAAACGGGAGGUCAAAGGAAGACGUGAAAACUAUAGAAUCAACGCCACAAGAUGAAGCGUCGAUCUACGUUCCAGCAAAUGAAGAACUAUUGGAUGAAACUCAAAAAUACGAAACUCCUCCCGAGUCUAUAACUGAUGUUGAAGAACCUCAAAACGAGCAACCACAAAAUACAAUUGUUGACGAACCAACUGAAGAAGCUGAUGAAAACCCAAAUGACGUUAAUAUAAUGAUGGUGACUGAAACUGCAGUGAAUACCAUGCCUUUUCUGGACAAUAUGUUUAAGUUCAGGCAGGGAUAUGGUAGCAAAUCAAUGCCAAGUUUCGAUAUAGAACGAAAAGAUGAAAAUAGUGAUUGCACAGUGGAAAUAUUUAUUUUUGAGAAGCACGUCAAAGAUUGCAGGCGCACUAAAAUGCUUGAAAUCAUAAAUGAUAAUUCCUUUCACGACGGUGAUUCUUGGAUCGAAAAUAUUGGACGAAUCUCAUUUCCCACUGGCGGUGACGAAUUUCGUAGUAACCAAUCGUCAAGGAUUACCUUAACAUCUGAAGAUUCUCAGAAUAAUAGGAGCGAUUCUGCAAAAAAUUUAACUCAUUACGAAAAAGUAUUAAAAAUGCUCGAGGUUUAUUUAAGAAACAGACAAUAUAACGAGGCACUAAAUAAUAGAGGACCGUUUGACAUACAAUUUAAAAAAAAUACCACAAUGGAUAACAAAGAAUCUACAAAAUCUAUCGUGGAAGAACUGCAUGACAAUACAGUCAAAACUGACAAAUCGGCCCAGUUUGGUGGUGUGCAUACUGUUGUUAGAGAAAGGGAAGCAAUAAGGCCCAAAAAAUGGUAUGAUGGGUUUUUGGUUUGCUUUGGAAUAAGAUCUCCGAAAGAUGUUCAUGAUAUCGAAGAUUUGGAUAACCAGUUGAGACGCGAAUCGUCGUUUUUAAUGACAAGAUAUUUGAGAAUAUAA
Ceutorhynchus assimilis (cabbage seed weevil) is the source of this 2229-nucleotide messenger RNA. NCBI's taxonomy places the organism in Eukaryota, Metazoa, Arthropoda, Insecta, Coleoptera, Curculionidae. The record is from the annotation of a GenBank genome assembly.